This is a messenger RNA of Rana temporaria (common frog), 4130 nucleotides long. It is a transcript of the gene ZBTB10, whose product is annotated as zinc finger and BTB domain containing 10. The record is from RefSeq and is a predicted model, not a curated record. Gene Ontology annotation, biological process: regulation of transcription by RNA polymerase II. Gene Ontology annotation, molecular function: DNA-binding transcription factor activity, RNA polymerase II-specific; protein binding; RNA polymerase II cis-regulatory region sequence-specific DNA binding. The transcript has 5 exons. Bases 242 to 2461 code for a protein of 739 amino acids. Lineage: Eukaryota; Metazoa; Chordata; Amphibia; Anura; Ranidae.
CCAGUGCAUUGUGGGCUCAGUCCGUUGUUCAUUUGCCAUUCGACCUCGGCCGUGCAGAGAGCGGCGACGGCGUUUUGUGGGCGCCAUUGUAUGCGGGGAGCCCGGGCGGACAGGACGCGCCGUGUGAGAGGUAUAGCGGCUCCCAGAAGGCUGUGCGCGGCGGACGGCGGGGGGGACUCCCGGUCACCUCACAUAUCACCGGGCGGGCCCCCUGUGUGGACGGAGCGAGGCUUGUGGUGACAUGGCGGAGAUGAACCGCAGGACAUUGGCCUUCCGGGGAGGCGGUCUGAGCGCCGCCGUUGCUGCCGGGAACAAUAACAACAAUAAUGGCGUCAGCUCGGAGGAGGAGGCCUCGGCCUGGGCUCUGGGCCGGCAGCUGAAUGGAGGAGGAGGAGGCGGUGUUGGCGAAGAGGAGGUGGAAGUGGAGCUGGAGCCGGAGGGCCUGCUGGAGGAUGACGAGGAGGACGGAGAGGCCUACCCCGGGGCGACGAAGGCGGCUGCGGCGGUCCCGGUCGGAGGAGUGACCGGGCCCUCGGUGAGCGGGGAUAGCAGUGAGGAGGAUGAAGAUGACGAGGAGGAGGAAGACGAGGAUGGCGGGAAGGCGGUGGAGGGGGACGAGGACUGCACCCUGAUCCCGGGAGGAGGAGGAGAUGGGCCCCGCCGCUUCGGCCUCCUUCCCUCCACCCGGCCCCAGUCCCUUCUCCCCAGCCUGCACUGCUCCUUCCAGGGAUCAUGGCUCCACGAGUUCCCCUGGCUGCGCUUCUCCCAGGAGAACGGCCUCAUGUCCUGUACCUGGUGCCACUCCAACGAACAGGCCGGGCACGACGAGCUCACCAAGGGCACCCGGAGCUACAAGAGGGCCCUACUGGUCCGACACGGACAGACCACCGAACACAGGCUCAACGACCCCGCCGUACAGGAGUCAGAAAUAAAGCAGGAAGUGCCAGAGACCUACAGCGACUAUAGUAUAAAGCCAAAUGAAAAUUCCUACUGUUACCAACUUUUACAAGAACUCAAUGACCAGAGGAAAAAAGGCAUUCUUUGUGAUGUCAAUAUUGUAGUAAAUGGUAAAGUCUUCAGAGCCCACAAGAAUAUCCUGGUUGCAGGCAGCCGUUUUUUUAAAACCAUGUACUGUUUUACAAACAAAGAAAGCCGUGACCAAACCACUGUUACUUACUUGGAUGUUGUUGCUGUGCAUGGUUUUUCAGUCAUUUUAGACUUUAUGUACUCUGGUAAUCUUGUACUCACCAGCCAAAAUGCCAUAGAAGUGAUGACUGUGGCCAGCUAUCUCCAGAUGACUGAAGUUGUUCAGUCGUGUCGUAAUUUCAUCAAAGAUGCCUUGAAUAUAAGUAUAAAAUCUGAAGCUCCAGAGUCCGUUGUUGUAAACUAUAACAAAAGGAAGAACAAAGAUGGGGUUGCUUCCCGGGAUCAGAAAGUGGCCAGUUUUUGGGCUACCCGUAAUCUUACAAAUCUGGCAAGUAACAUAAAACUUGAAACAGAUGGAUUUAGUUUAGAAGAUCCUGCAACUGAUAACUUUCAAGCCAAUGACUCCACGUGGAUUCAGGACAGUUCUCCAGAAGUGACAGAAAUUGAGCCCCCAGCUCAGGGAAAGGUAUUUGUGUGGAAUGAUAUGGCUUCAAAUUCAGUUGGUUUGCAAGAGCCCAACAACAACAAGGCCAGGAGAAAAAACCAAACCACCAAAAGAUUUGUGUAUAACAUCCCUCCAAACAAUGAACUCCAAGUAGAUGGUAACACAAUGCUGCAGCAGCCGGUUCCUUAUGUAGACGAGGAUGUACAGUGCUUCCAGGAUGCAGCAGGCACCUCAAAAGAGUUCAAAUUUGGCAUGUUCCCAGAACCCUGGCCGAGAGAAGCUUGGGAGAAUGGAGAUGGAUCCUCUGGGCUAAUGAACAUGAAUAAAUUAAAAUGUCCUCACUGCAACUAUGUCGCAAAAUACAGAAGAACACUUAAAAGACACUUGCUCAUUCACACAGGAGUGAGAUCUUUUAGCUGUGACAUCUGUGGAAAGCUCUUUACUAGAAGAGAGCAUGUCAAGAGACAUUCCUUGGUGCAUAAAAAAGACAAGAAAUACAAGUGCAUGGUAUGUAAAAAGAUCUUCAUGCUCGCAGCAAGUGUUGGAAUUCGGCAUGGAUCUCGGCGCUAUGGAGUUUGUGUAGACUGUGUGGAUAAAUCUCAACCAGGACUCCAAGAGGGUGGUGUAGAGCAGGUGACGGAUGACUUCCCUAGAGAUGAAGAAUACGAUGACAAUGACCCUAUAGAGACAGUAGAUGGAGAUGAUGACCUGGUGGACGAAGGAGAAGAUCCAAAUGAUCAUACUCAAUGGUCAGAGCAAAAUGACGGCUCACGUUGGGGAGAACAGAAUGAUCCUUCACAGUGGGAAAGACAGAAACCCCAGCCUCGAUGGGACGGAUCAGGAGAUGUUUGUAUGACAAUAGACGACUGACUUGACUGCCAAUAGGCAUUUCCACUCAAGGGUGCUGCAGCUGGACAGGAUGCUUAAUUUGAUUGAUGAUUCGUCAUUGAACCGAAGGCUUGUAAAACAUGGUACCGUGCUGGACAAUAGUUAUUGCUGUGAAAACUGUAGGGUCAAAGCCUUAUAGCAAAAAAUAUCUUUUUUUUAUUUUAUUUUUUCCAGUAAUUUGCACAGGACUGUACAGAAUACAGCAAUUUUGGAUGAAAUUUACAGAGUCCUAACAUCUCCAAUCAGUUAUCAAAGAAAUGUAUUUUUUAUUUAUAGGAUAUAGCUAUGUUGGUCCUAUCAAAGUCUAAAUACUACUAAUGUAAUGUUAAUACGUGUAUCAGUUUUGGUUAGGAUGAAAAGCAAUGAUGAAUCGUGGUAUGAAUGUGAUGUUCCUUACACUACUAGAAGAGUGGGACACAUUAUUAAAUAUAUUGAGAACUUUUUUUCCUCACUGUAGGGAUCCGGCUGCACUGCUUUAAGCUCAGCUGCAGGUCUUUAUUUGAUUUAAAAAGUUCUCGGCUUCUUUGGGGGAAUUUGUGGUGGAGGUUCUUUGUGGAAUUUAAAGCAGUGCUAGCUUUAGAUCACUUUUUUGCCCACCUGUAGAAGUUAGAUCUUGAUAUUGAAUGAUUCACUGUAAUGGUAUUCACAUCCUGUUAAGUUAUUUUUACUAUUUGUCGGCUCUUUGUGGCAACCUAUGUUUCUACUGUUCUGUCUCUGAAAAUUGCGUCAAGCUGAGCGCUCAAGUCAUGUAUUUGUCUUGUCAUGAGCUGCGGUGGCUGUCUACAUUUUUGCAUCAUAUAAAGGGAUUACUGAUCAGGGGUGAUUUGCAAGUCACUCUGGACUGUAGUUGUUUUAUUAGUUCAGUUACAUGAUCAUAAAUUGCUGCUUCUUUUCUUCUUUUUUUUCCUUUUCGUCCUCAUACUGCGCAGACAUUGGCUGUAUGCAGUUUUUUAUAAUAUGGCAGAAAAUAAUGCUCCGGCUUGCGUUUUUGAUCUCCUUGUGUUAAAAGUGAGGAUACAAUGUAACCUUCACAAAGUUUUCCUGACUUUAGCACUUGGCUAUUUGCCCACAAUUUUAUUUAUUUCUCGGUGUAGUUUUAUUUUUUUUAUUUUUUACUCUGAUGAUAAAGUACCUUGUCUUGGCUGGGUGAAUAGCUGCUUUCUUGCACAUGUGUCGCGCGCUGUACUAGUUUCCAAUCACUGUGGACUGAUUGAAGCUUCCCCAGUACUGCCCAUUGAUCACGUAUAUGCAGGUGUCAUUGACACAAAUCUGUGGCCCACCAUACAUUAGAGAUGAAUUUCACUGGGGAUGUGACUAGUCUGAACACCAAUAGAGCUUACUGCUAUAAUAUGUGAUUAUGAGCAAACAUUUGCAGUUUGCCAAGAAACUAGCUUGCAAAUCUAAUUACAAUUCGGCCAAACGGCAGGUAAGACAAGAGUCCAUCCUCAGCAAGAUCUAGGAUGAUUCACUGGAAGUAAUGAAAUAUCCAAUGACAUAUGACUAGCCUGUUGCUGCCCACACAUGCGUCAAUGUUUGCAUAGAUCUUUUUGUGGAUGCAAUUAGUAUUUUCAGUUGUAUUUAUAGUUUUAUUUUUAUGCUGUUUUGUCAAAAAUAUCACAUUUUGAUUCUAUUAAAAUGGUCGUAAAUUUUU